AUGGCUUUGGGUGGGAAUUUUUCCACCGGGGCUGAAAGAGCAACGGAUAGUCUGAAGUCAUGGUGUGGCGAGUUGAAAACUUCUGCGACAGCUGAAAGAGUAAGCGAGAACAUGAAAUCAUGGUGUGACCAAUUGCGAACUUCUACGACAGGGUAUCUCCCAGGACGUGAAAAUGUUGUACCGGAAGACAAAGACGACGAUGAAGAUUCUUCAAGUGAUGGUGAAGACGGCACUUUCUCGUUUUCAGGCACCAAAGGUGUAUCAGCGAGGAAGUUUGGUAUUAUUGCGCUCUUGGUAGUUGUUGUCUUUUGGCAUCUCAAAAUGGACAUCCAUAGGCUCAGGGCUGCUGCGCCAUGUAGGGGAACAGCCUCUGACUGGAUCCAAGGAGAUUGGCCAGAUGUGAUUGUUUCAACUGUGGAUACAUCACAUUGUAAGUUCUCAUCAAACAGCAAACCAGCCUACUUCCCAUCACUGGCAGGAACUGGAGACGAAAUUGGUUCCACUUAUGGUGCUGCAUCUAUCAGCAAUCCAAAGCACAACCAGUUCACAAUCUACAUUCACUUCAACAAUAAACACCACCUCACUCCUGACAAAGCAACAGUCAUGAUUAUCACAUUCAGUGGCUUGCCUAUGUGGACUAGCUGGCUGUGCUGGAUUGGCAUACUAAUGGAGCGACACAGCGACACUGGACACUGA
Molecule: messenger RNA, 696 nt
Organism: Seminavis robusta
Lineage: Eukaryota; Bacillariophyta; Bacillariophyceae; Naviculales; Naviculaceae
Source: the annotation of a GenBank genome assembly